Messenger RNA from Plodia interpunctella (Indianmeal moth), 1874 nucleotides. Its product is annotated as spondin-2-like. The record is from RefSeq and is a predicted model, not a curated record. The transcript is spliced from 9 exons. Gene Ontology annotation, biological process: cell adhesion. Gene Ontology annotation, cellular component: extracellular matrix. NCBI's taxonomy places the organism in Eukaryota, Metazoa, Arthropoda, Insecta, Lepidoptera, Pyralidae. Bases 226 to 1794 code for a protein of 522 amino acids.
GUUUAGUUUCAGGAGACCACGUUUAGUUGACGCGAUAACCUAAUCGAUUUCUACAAAUUGAAUUUGCACCGUGUCCCUUGAGUAUCGAUAUAGGCAUCGAAAAUCUAAGUUUAUCGAUGUAAAAUCGACUGUGAAUUAUAGAUGUAGUCGUGUAAAUGUACGAGUGAAGUGAAUUUUGUGAUCUUUUUAUUUUUUUUAAGUCAAAAGUGUGUAUACCUAAACACAAUGUAUGUAAAAUAUAUCUUAUUGAUAUUUUGGACAAAUUUGAAUGUCGGCCAACUAGAAAGAUGCGACCAGACACCACCAAACGCAAAAGUGGGACCGAGUGAAAACAACAACUUGUUUUCGCUAACAAUUGAAACGGAAAAACAUGAAUUAGAAUAUUUACCGGACCAGACGUAUGUAGUGACAUUAAAAUCCCUGAACAGUACCCGGCCAUUCCGCUGGUUUGUCAUCACUGCUGAAGACCCUAAUGUGGACACCACCCCCUACGAAAUCGCCCCUAAAACCACAGAUGUCGGCAGCCUUAAGAUCCUGGACACAGGAAUAGGGAGCAAGUCCAGAUAUAGUGAAAAAUGCUCCGUCUCCGUUGAAAAUACUGAUAACUCUAAUAAAUACAAAAUAGAGAUCCACUGGAUAUCACCCCAACCGAGCGAUGCGAAUCAGGAGGUACGUCUACGUGCCACGGUGGCCGAGAACGAUGAGGUGUGGUACUCCGGAGAGGGAGACGGGAACCUCACAGUCCUCAUCAAGAAGGACAGCAUGCGUGCCGAGGAUAGUCCCCCUGAGGAUCCGAACCCCACGUGCAAUCUAUGUAGUGAAGCCAGAUAUGAGGUUAUCUUCGAAGGUAAAUGGUCCCGUCUGACCCAUCCAUACCACUACCCGAGCAAGCCGGAUGAGAACGGCUACAGCCACAUGGUGGGCGCCUCUCAUGACUUCGACUACAUCCUCUGGAAGACUGGACACCAGGCGAGCCCUGGUAUGCAGAAACUGGCGGAGGACGGAGACAUUUCUCUUUUGGAGAGGUCUAUUAUUGAAGCAAUGAACGAAAAGUACGGUACCAGAACCUUGAUCAGGGGUAAGAGGCGCCACCAUCCCUACAUGUCGGAGCCGUCGCACGCCAUUUUCCGAGUAGACCGUUUCCACCACCUCUUCUCCCUGGCUGUGGCCAUGAGGCCGUCUCCUGAUUGGUUCCUGGGGACCUCCCAGUUUGAGCUGUGCACUCUGCACGGGUGGCUGGAGAAGGGACAGAUACCGCUGUACCCUUGGGACGUUGGCACUAUGGACGGCGUCUCUUAUGAGUCAAAGAAAUCCAAAUCCCAAAUUCAGGAAGUCAUUAAAAGAGUUGAAGUGGGCUCCUUCAAUAAAGACUCCCCCUUCUAUCAGACCAAUCUGAAGGAACUUCGGCCAUUUGCCAUCCUCAAGGUUCGGAGACUUGAUAUUUACCCACUGGUGGGGGAGGAUUGUAGUGAUGUGCAAGAGGGACAGGAUGAGAACGAACAAGAAAGAGAAGACGGAGAUGACGAUGAAGAGGAAGAAGAAUCUCAAGAUGAGCCUCAAUUGGGAGAAUCCACUCAGAACCACUGCCGUAUGAGUCAAUGGAGCGAGUGGUCCGCAUGUCAGUCUGCUGACGGAGUCUGUGGCAGGGGGCAGCAGACCAGGACACGGAGACGCAUGGACGACUAUGUGUCGAGGAAUCAAGAAGACUGGAGCUACGUCUCGCCAGUGGAUUGCGAGGCGGAUAGAACAGUUGAGAACCAGUAUUGUUUUGUUAAUUGUUUCUUAUUAAAUUAAAUCAUUAUCUUCAACCUAAUCUAUAAAUCAUUUAUCUUCAACUUUUUAUUCUGCUUGAGGCUUAAAAACUGCAAUGAGGA